AUGGAUCUUGCCUUCCUACGAGACCGUGGCUUUCGCGUGUAUAAAGCGAACCAAUUGCCCACACUCUCGGUGGCCCAUCAAGAUUUCAUCACAUCCCUCGUGGCGAAGUACUUUUAUACUAAGUACACCAAAUCCACUAAUGAUUUGAUCCCACGAUAUAAAAGCGCCGAGGAUGUGAAGGUGGCGGUCCGUUCUGAGAAAUCAGUACUCGGAGAACUCAGCUUACUUCACCUCUCUAUCGAGCACGGCCUGUCAAUGCAAACAGUAGUGUUUAUUCAGAACGCGCAGAAAACAGUCUCUUUAAUCAGACUGCCCAUCCCUCUAUUUUUGGUAGAAGUCUUGGAAAGCUUGGAUCUCGACUUGGCUUUCGCACUUCAGCCGGUUGCCCUCACCCAUGAUUUUGUUCAUAAAUAUGUGAACGGACUAAAGAUUCUAAUUUCUGAAGACCCAUCAGUCAUGGGCCAGAUCGAUUUGGUCUUUUCACCACGACAGGCUCUCACAGGCAACUCCUUACGAAACAUCUUGGUUACCUUCCCAAAGGAGGAUUCCAGUUCCAUUCUACAGAAAGAGAGCCCGCCUUUGGAUUGCUUAUACGACUGGCUAGCCAAAACCACCACUUUGAAGUUCAAGAACUUAGAUGUCAGCAGCUUUUCAAGCAGACUAGUGGCAAUCAAAACAAACACACUCACAUUGGCAAACCCGCUGUCCCUGGAGGACCUGUGGGAAUUGCUACUUAAGACUGUGCUCGAAAGUGUGUACAUAUAA
Molecule: messenger RNA, 765 nt
Organism: Metschnikowia bicuspidata var. bicuspidata NRRL YB-4993
Lineage: Eukaryota; Fungi; Ascomycota; Pichiomycetes; Serinales; Metschnikowiaceae
Exons: 1
Coding region: 1-765 (254 amino acids)
Source: RefSeq, a predicted model, not a curated record